Colletotrichum acutatum is the source of this 2118-nucleotide messenger RNA. RefSeq lists its product as uncharacterized. NCBI's taxonomy places the organism in Eukaryota, Fungi, Ascomycota, Sordariomycetes, Glomerellales, Glomerellaceae. The transcript is spliced from 6 exons. The record is from RefSeq and is a predicted model, not a curated record. Bases 105 to 1802 code for a protein of 565 amino acids.
GCACUCCAAAACGCCAUUUGUGACUUGGACAUAGCUAAUUUUUGUUAGUCUGUCGGAAGCUGAGAGUCAAAUGUAGUGGCACCCGGCCAACGUGCCUCAGAUGCAUGAAUGAUAAUGGUUUAUGCGUGUACCCAGCCCCAGAGGGGCUUUCUGAGCGGCAGGCCCAGAAGCAGGCACUUUUUCGCACGUCCAGAGCCUAUCGGAGCGCCCGCAAUGUCCUGGAGUUGAUCCAAUCGAGCGAGGACAGAGUUGUUCAAGAUGUUGUACACCAAUUGCGAGCCUCCAAGGACCUUAAUGAUACCAUUGAGUCGAUUGCAAAUGCGGAUCUGGUUGUCAAAGGGGCAGACGAAGAAACAAAAAAUACAGUGUCUCAAAAUCUCGGUCCAAACCUCGGCGCCACGAAUCAAGAACCGACCAUAGAUCCACAAUCAAAAUCAGGAUAUCCGACAAGUCUAUCAAACGUCAUGACGCUAAGCGAAUUCAGUCUAGCUGACGGCCAGAGCUCAGCGUUCAUUGACAACUUGGACUGUUGCAGUGUCUUGCCUGUCUCUCGCUGGACAAACGUCUCGGACGACAAUCAAGCGCUGACCAGCCUGCUGCAUCUUUUCUGGACUUGGGACAGUACAUUGUUCAAUAUAGUCGACAAGGGGCGUUUCGUUGCUGACCUAUGUAGCGAUGGGCCUGGGCUUACAGUAGGAAGCCAAAAGGUGUUUUGUUCUUCUUUCCUCGUCAACGCCGUCCUCACCGUAUCCGCCCUGCACUCAGCAAGAAAGUGUUACGCCUUCGAUCCAAACGCUAUCGCUCUUGCCCAUCUCUUCGCAGACGAAGCGUGUCAGUCGCUCGAAUCAGAGAGAUGCGUAGAUUCCUUGACUUUCUUACAGGGAGCAUCUAUCCUCUGGUUCGUUACCUGCAACGAGAAAUCUCUAGUAACAGUUAGAAUUCAUGAAAACCUUCCGAUAAUAGUUCGGGAGGCAUGGUUAACGUUGGGCUUCGAGAGGGGCGACUUUACUGUGUUCAACUUCUCCGACGUGGGCACACCAAGUCAGAUGAGGGACUGGCAUACUAUUUCUCAUAUUAGCUGGGGGUUUUACUGCUUUUUCAUGGAAGUUGCCGAGUCAGUUUCAGCGAAGUUCUUAACUUCUGAGCCGCUCGUCAUGAAAAUCGUUGACAAUCAAAGUCACUGGCACGACUUGGGCACACUGAGCCCACGAACUCAUAUCCUCGAGGCACCCUGUCAAUUAGAGGUUUUUGGUUUGAAAUAUUCCCUCUACCAAAUCAUGGAACAGUCUAUCAGUGCGUUAUCGCUAGACCCUGUACGUUGUGUCGCGGUAUACAGACUAUUGCAUGACUGGAAGCUAGCCUUGCCGGAUCAUCUCGAUAUGGGAAACAGCGUCGCUUCAUCGGUUCUUUCACUCCAUGUGAGCUACGAGUCCAUAGCCUUGAAGGUCGUUACUAUCUACAUCAAUAACAGUACUACGCCACAUCUUGACGGUUGGGACGCCAGGUCUCUUCAGCUCCACCACGCAAAGUCUAUGAUAAUCCUUCUCUGGACUUAUCGUUGUCUUUAUGAUACCAAGUUCGAUCGCUGGGCCGCCAAUCAAUGCUCCAUUGUGGUACGGACUCUACUACCUGUGUACGCUUCGAAUACUACAUUGUUCGCCAUAUACGACAUUAUAAGCAAGGCCUGCUAUAUCUUGAAUGAGAUGGCGUACGUUGGAGUCGUCGGUCAUGCAGAGGAGCUGCUGAAAGAGAUCGGGAGGGAGGCUCGUGGCAUGAAUGUCUGUGUCCCAUCACACAGGUAGAGGUUGAAAAGAUGGUAAAACUGAUGCUUUUCUAUGGCAUUCUUGAGUUCUUUUCGGUAAUUUGAAAACUGGGGAUAUUACAACUGAAGCCAGAAGCAUCUUUUUGUGAGGUUGAAUCUAGCUGCUCCAUACCGUUGGCUCGUUGGGAGGAAAACGUCUUGUAAAAGUCGUGUAGGUGCUUUCCCGGCGCCGCCUUUUCGGUUUUGAUCUUCUUUGGCAGCACAUGGCUGUGCUCGAGCCGAGUAAGGUCAUAAGUCACCGAGGACAUUUGUUCUUCUUCGUCAUCGUAGAAUGUUUAUCUGAAUUCGUCGGAUGU